CACUCGCUCACUCACUCCCACACUCACUCACUCACACCUCCCCCAGCUCACCUCCUCCCACCCCAGCAUGGCCACGUCCACCAUGUCUGUCUGCUCCAGCGCUUACUCUGACUCCUGGCAGGUGGAUGACUGCCCAGAGAGCUGCUGUGAGCCCCCCUGCUGUGCCCCCAGCUGCUGCACCCCGGCUGCCUGCCUGACCCUGGUCUCCACCCCAGUGAGCUGUGUGUCUAGCCCCUGCUGCCAGGCGGUCUGUGAGGCCAGCCCCUGCCAAUCAGGCUGCACCAGCUCCUGCACACCCUUGUGCUGCCAGCAGUCUAGCUGUCAGCCGGCUUGCUGCACCUCCUCCCCCUGCCAGCAGACCUGCUGUGUGCCCGUCUGCUGCAAGCCUGUGUGCUGCAAGCCUGUCUGCUGUGUGCCCACCUGUUCUGGGGAUUCCUCUUCAUGCUGCCAGCAGUCCAGCUGCCAGCCGGCUUGCUGCACCUCUUCCCCAUGUCAGCAGUCCUCCUGUCAAUCCUGCUGUGUGCCCAUCUGCUGCAAGCCUGUCUGCUGUGUGCCCACCUGUUCUGGGGAUUCCUCUUCAUGCUGCCAGCAGUCCAGCUGCCAGCCGGCUUGCUGCACCUCUUCCCCGUGCCAGCAAUCCUGCUGUGUGCCCAUCUGCUGCAAGCCUGUCUGCUGUGUGCCCACCUGUUCUGGGGAUUCCUCUUCAUGCUGCCAGCAGUCUCGCUGCCAACCAGCGUGCUGCACCACCUCCUGCUGCAGACCCUCCUCCUCUGUGUCGCUCCUCUGCCAUCCCGUGUGCAGGUCCACCUGCUGCGUGCCCGUCUCCUCCUACUGUGCCCCUGCCUCCUCCUGCCAGGCCAGCUGCUGUCGCCCAGCCUCCUGCGUGUCCCUCCUCUGCCGCCCCGUGUGCUCCCGCCCGGCCUGCUGA
This is a messenger RNA of Rhinopithecus roxellana (golden snub-nosed monkey), 928 nucleotides long. RefSeq names its product keratin-associated protein 10-3-like. The coding region runs from base 68 to 928 and encodes 286 amino acids. Gene Ontology annotation, cellular component: keratin filament. Lineage: Eukaryota; Metazoa; Chordata; Mammalia; Primates; Cercopithecidae. The record is from RefSeq and is a predicted model, not a curated record. The transcript has 2 exons.